AUGGAGGGUUUUAGAAGAGUAGUAAAUGUUUGUGGUUUUAUAGACCUUGGAUAUGAGGGCCCAGAGUUCACUUGGUGUAACCAAAGGUCAACUGGGGAAAGAAUUCGAUUAAGACUUGAUAGGUUGCUGGCUACAACAGAUUGGAAAGAUCAUUACAAAGAUACUAGGGUCCUCCAUGUGGUGGAUUCAACUUCAGAUCAUUGUGCUCUGGUUCUAACUAACCAAAGAAAUAUCCAAGGAAGGGGAAAGAGGAGAUUCCAUUUUGAGGCAACAUGGGUUAGACACGAUAAAUGCAAGGAGAUAAUUCAAGAUGCUUGGAAGUUUCAUUUAGGAUUUCAAACGGCUAGUGAUUUUGCCGAGGGUCUGAGAGUGUGUGCUGAGGGCUUAACAAGAUGGAACAAUUCAGACCUUAGGCAUGAUGCUAGAAUGAUAAAGGAGAAGAGAAAGCAACUGCAAGUUCUAAUCCAGGCUGACAGGGAUGGAAGUAGGGGAGAAGAAAUUAAUGCAAUAAGGAAGGAAAUAAAUGAAAUGUUAGAUGAUGAAGAAGUCAAGUGGAAUCAAAGAUCCAUACUUUACUUCAUUCCCAACUAG
Molecule: messenger RNA, 591 nt
Organism: Quercus robur (English oak)
Lineage: Eukaryota; Viridiplantae; Streptophyta; Magnoliopsida; Fagales; Fagaceae
Exons: 1
Coding region: 1-591 (196 amino acids)
Source: RefSeq, a predicted model, not a curated record